AUGGGUCAGUUCUGAGGCAUCCGACGGCUCCACUUUCGGCUCCAACUCGGCUCCCGGCUGGCUCGGAACUACAACGGAUGGGACGAAGGAUGGUAACUUUACUCUGCUUCUGGAAAUCUCCGGAAGUUGGCCUGGAUACUCCUGUACCAGAUGAAAAUCCGGAAAUUCUCAACUUUCAAAACUUUCUAGCUCUAGAAGUAAUCCCUCAAAGACAAAGGCGGCAUAUUUUUGUGGUUUUUCGACUUUGAGGGAUCUUUCUCUGGAUUUGGAAAGUUUCCCAGGUUGAGACUUCAAGGACCUUAGUCUGGUACAUUUCGUAUAGUCCUGGCCAAUUUUUAGGUGAAUUCAAGUCCAAGCAGAGUAAAAAUGACUAUCCUUGCCAGUGAACUUUGCGAAGCCUCCCCAUGCGCCUAUAAAAUAGCUUCGGUGCUCGAAUCAGGUUACUAUUAAAGGGGCAUGGGAGGCUCCGUAAACUCCUUUUGCCACGAAAGAUAUUAUUUCGAGUCCCGAGCCAGCCGCGAAUCGACUGUAUGAAGUAGUACCAAGAAAACUUCAAACCUCUAAAAUAAAAUGUAAUCUUCAAAAUUUCAGCAUGGAUAUGGUUUGGUACCAAGCCUAUCGCCCUCAUUCUUAUCGUUCUCGCCUGGCCAUCUCAAAGCUCUGCUCAGGGUAUAUUUCCAUUUCCCCAACUAUUUAUUUAUAAACUUUUACUUCGGCAAGUAGUCUCUAGUCUAUUAAAGACUCCAAACGGGUCAAAGAUUGCUCUGAAAAGGCUGAUAGGUCACAGUAGCAGUGGGACUUUUCUUUAAACAUAAACCGCGUCGCGAUUGCAAAAAGUUAGAGACGGGCUUCCUUUUGAGUCGGAAUUUUUUACUCCUUAUGGUUUUUUCAGGACAAUGUUGCAAGAGAAUAAUCGCCAGUCUUCCAACCGGGGAGUUUAUUCCUCCGGAGUGCUCGAAGAACGUGAAAUGCACGGAAGGACCCGUCAUCGUCGAGGAAACUGAUUCUCAAGCACUUGCCGUUUAUUCUUUCCUGAUUUCGGCUACAAAGACGGGAACCCUCUCUGUCAUUAAGAACUCGAAAAGAUCGAUGGGAUUCCCUGAGCUGAUUGAGUUGUUGCAUAGUGGAAAAGGCUGGUUUUUCCGCUUGUUCUGAUUUUGUUUUCAAUUGUUUUGUCACUUGUUUAACUUUUUCCGUUAUAGGCCCGGCCAUAUCUUUGGAUCAUGCCAAACUCGACGAUACCUCGUUUGAAAAGUUGAAAACGCUGACAGUCGAGAACCUCCAGCCUUACUGCGACGGCGCCGAACUCAUCGACAUCCAAGGCCCGCUCGAUGCCACUGUAAAAAAACGGCUGGACAAGAUCUUGAACGAAGUAAUUCAUCUCGAAAAAUUGUUGAACUUGAACUAAAGUUGAACUAAUAACCCUUGGAAGUCUCUAAAAAAAACGCGAUUGGCCAAUUUUUCCUUACUUUCAAGCAAAUCAAUAGAAAAUUUUCAAUCUUAAAUCAACCUGUCAAUUUUCAGACUAUUAAUUAAAACAAACUUCUUACAGACGCUGGCCCCAUGCGAGAGCCUUAAAGGGAGAGGAUCUUUCGGCGUUUCCGGCCAAAACAAUCUCACGUGUUCGCAAUGCACCGCUAAGCUGGCUGCUGCGGAAAGCAAGGACGCAGAUUGUUCUAGUAAAUUUUUUGACUUUUAACAAAAUGAAAAAAAAAGGCAGACUGAUCAAAAAUUUUUGGGAGAUAAUGAUUCCAGACUUGAAGCUGUAAAAAAUUUGGAAAAUUUUUAAACACCAGGAACCUUUCAGUUUCGGAAAUAUGAAAAACUUUUUUUUUUGAGAGAUUAGAGAAAAGUUUGCAGGUACGGCGGUGGUUGUCCCCUGCGUCAUCGUAAUAGUUUUGCUUGCGGUGGCAUUUGGCGCGAUGACAUUCAUUGCAUUCGGGGUUCGCAAGUCGGCCUCAGCCUCGGUCUCGGCCUCGCCGGCUAACCGCAAAAGUUCGACGGGGAGCCGUCAAGAUUUGAGCUCAACGGCCUCGGCUGAGAAUCCGAAUAAGGGCAAGCCGUCCGCGGAGGGCCCGAAGAAGCCGAAAGUCGCUGCAAAGCCACCGGCCGUGAAGCCUUUGGAUGGUAACCCCAUGGAGAUGGGAAAAGCGUCGGGUGAAGUUGACGAAAGGAAGGAAGGUGGUCGAGAGAUGGGUAAGAUGGAUGGUAUCGCGAAGGAAACCGAUGCCAAAAUGCAGAAGAAAGGGUCGAUGCAGAUGCCGACCGAAAGUGAGUUUAUCGAAAACAUCUUUUUCGGUUUAAGGAAGUAAAGAAAUAACAGAAAAACUAUCAAUUUUCAGCUAUUGCCAACGAGAUCGCCAAGCGCGACAAGUCCGGCCGUCAAGUCAUGCCGCUCUAG
This is a messenger RNA of Caenorhabditis auriculariae, 2401 nucleotides long. The record is from the annotation of a GenBank genome assembly. NCBI's taxonomy places the organism in Eukaryota, Metazoa, Nematoda, Chromadorea, Rhabditida, Rhabditidae.